This is a messenger RNA of Bursaphelenchus okinawaensis, 1843 nucleotides long. The record is from the annotation of a GenBank genome assembly. NCBI's taxonomy places the organism in Eukaryota, Metazoa, Nematoda, Chromadorea, Rhabditida, Aphelenchoididae.
AUGUUGUUACUCUUAAGUGUUUUGUUACUUUGUAGUUGUGUCAGUGGACAAGAGGGAGAGUAUUACAUUGGAAGUAAGUUUUUAACAGAUUUCGAAAUUGUAAAACAAAAAUAAAAUUUUUUAAAAAUUAUGGCAAUAUAGGCAGAAAAAAGGCAAGAACUUUCUUUAAAAGGCCAAGAAAAACAAGAACUUUUUUACAAAAAAAAUGGCAAAGACUUUUUUAUAUUUUAUAUGCCACCUUAACUUUCAGACUCACCAUACGUUGCAACCUACUUUUCUCGUGACCCAACAGAUGUCCACAAAUGUGAUCUGAGCUUAAUAAAUUCUGAUUUCUUUCUUAUUGGGAACAAAUGUGCAAAUUGUAAAGUAUCAUCAGAUACUCAAGCUUAUAAUCCAAGGUAAACAUCGAAAAUUACUUUUUCAGAACAGGAAACGGACCUGCCUCACUUAGAAUCAUCCGAAGUUUUUAUAUACUUGUUUCAGCACCUACGGCUCAACUCCAUUAAACUCUGGGUUUACUAUAAAACAAGGUGAAGUUACCUUGAAAGGCAACAACUACAAAGGCUACAUACAAUCAACCAUCUUCAACAGAAAGUCGGAUGAAGUGUUACCUGUAGUCGAAGAAGCUGACAAAGAUUACUCUACUAGUAAUGUAGGCCUGUUCGGACUCGACUUUAAGAGCCAAUACACAGAGAAUGUCAUUUUAAACAAGAUAUUGUCGUUUGGGUCUGAAAAGAAACUUAUUAUCAGGCGUGGUGCUUAUCCUCAGAUUCUGGUAUGUUUUACUGUAGUUUAUGAAAACUUAAUUUGGUACUGACUUUUGACAGUUAUAUUGAUAGCUACAUACAUGUAUAUGUUUAUAAUCACAUGAUAUUGUUUUUCAGAAAACAAAAGUAGUAAAGGACAACAAUAUUCAUGGUUAUGUCUUGGCAGGUGAAAGUACUAUGGAUGGCUGUGGACCUUUCACUUACUAUGAUGCUAGCGCUGAUGAAGGAUUGGGUAUUACUGGAAUGUAAGUUAAGAUUUUUUCAUUUUUAUUGUACAGUAAAACCUCUUUAGUAUUACGUUCAAUAGGAUGUCAUCUUCUUUAUAAUGCCAGCUUUUUUACCAUCGUUCAUAACAUCAUCGAUGACUUUGAAAAAUUAAAAAUUUUUACUUUUGCAACUUUGUGCAGUAAUAUUUUUGAAAAAGACUGUAUAUAAUAGUACACCAUGACGUUUUUAGUCAUUACAUUGAUGGAAACCCAAUAUCAGAGAAGACCUUCAAGUUUAGUAUAGACCAAUCUCUCCAAGUGCCUCAGGCUAUCUAUGAUCAAUAUUACAAAGACGUGAAGAAAGAAGAAGAUAUACCUACAUUUACCGUUAAAUUUGGCCAACGAACAUACGAAACAAAGCAAGAGUACUACCCAACAUACUUGGACAAGUACCGUCAGACUAUGACACUUUCAGUAGCACCAAGAACAGAGACCAAUAUUGUAGUACUAGGCAAAGAGUUCUUAAGAGAUCGAUGUCUUAGUAUCUCUGCCAAUUCUGAUGGUAAAACCGUGCAAAUUGGGUUGGCUGACAUCGUGAAGUUAACUGAUGACGUUGACUAUGAAGAUGAUGCUCCACCCACUACUACUACGACAACUACUACAACUACUACAACUACAACUACUACUACUACGAAUAUUCCUACUACAACCACAACAAAGCCACCUGGUACUACUACGACUAAUGUACCUACAACUACCACAACUUUAGGUACAACGACAACACCAACAACCACUACACCCAAGUCAGCCAGUAGUGUCAUUGUCAAUGUGUUGGCUAUGGUUGUAUUGAUUGUUUUGUUUGCUAUGUGA